This is a messenger RNA of Paecilomyces variotii, 1616 nucleotides long. RefSeq names its product putative esterase. Bases 145 to 1275 code for a protein of 376 amino acids. Lineage: Eukaryota; Fungi; Ascomycota; Eurotiomycetes; Eurotiales; Thermoascaceae. The transcript has 3 exons. The record is from RefSeq and is a predicted model, not a curated record. Gene Ontology annotation, molecular function: hydrolase activity.
CCGUCUAGAGAAAGAGUACGACUCUUUUCAUUAUUAACCUCAGAGAGAAUCUUUCGAGUUGAUCUAGUUGUUAGACUAUCUGAUUUAUUAUUGCCUGGUAGUCUUGUUUCUCGUUUAUUAUUGACUAAGGGUUUGUCUCGCACAAUGGCAGAUACAAACACGACUGCAGCAUCGGGGGAUGCAUCAACGAAAGGUCCUUUGCAUGCUCUUCGUCCCAAAGAUAUUCUACAACCACUACACAACAGCAUCCCCGAAAGGCUGCUGCCCCGUUUUGAUCCAAAAUACGUGGAACUAUAUAAUAAAUACAAUGCCGGCCGUCUACAUACGCACGAGGUUCCGAUUGAAGAAUAUAGGAAGAACCCUGGCAAGUAUACUGUCUCCUGGGGACGCGCUGCAGGACCGGAUAUCUACCGCAUCACGGAGCAGAAGUGCCCUGUAGAAGGAGGGGAGAUUACUGUCAGGAUCUUCGAACCAGCUCCCAAGGUGGACGAGAAAGGCAAUGCGAAGAAGAGAGCUGCCUACCUUAACUUCCAUGGAGGGGGUUGGGUCUUCGGAGAUUUGUCUAAAGACCACGAUUUCUGUAAACGGAUUGUGGACGCUCUCGAUGGGGACCUCGUGGCUUUUGAUGUCGAAUACCGCCUGGCACCGGAGAACAAGUAUCCUAUACCGGUGAACGACUGUUGGGCAGCAUUCAACUGGGUCCGGAACGAGAAAGCAGAGGAGUUCAACCUCGACCGCGAUAGGUUCGCGGUAGGUGGCAUCUCUGCUGGAGGUCAUCUUUCAGCAGUUGUUGCCCAUCUGUGCCGCGACGAGAGCAUCCCCUUGCGCCUGCAGAUUCUCUGUGUGCCCGUAUGUGACCUCCACAGCCCCUUCACACCAGAAGGACAAUUCGACCGCGAGAACUGCCCGUACGAAUCGUAUCGGAUGAUGGAAUUCACACCAGCGCUUCCGAUGGCCAGAAUGGCAUACUUUCACCGGCAUUUCCUGGGCGUGCCACGACCUGAGAAGUCAGAAAGCGACUGGAAAAUCUCCCCGAUUCUGGCUCCCAAUUUCGCGAACCUAGCUCCGGCGCUUGUAUUCACAGCUGAGAUGGAUCCUCUUUGCGAUGAGGGAGAAGCGUACGCCGCAAAAAUGAAGGCAGCCGGUUGUGAGGUACAGUCGAUCCGUGUGCUUGGAGCGCCGCAUACUUUUGCGUAUUUGGAUGGUGUGUUAGCCUCGGGCAAGCUGUAUAAUGAAAGGACAAUUGCCGUGUUGAAGGAGAAGCUGCGCGAGUGAUUUGGGAGUUUAUCUUAGCAGAGAGUUAUCUUUCAAGUACAGUAGUACAUACUCCAGACAUGAAGCUGUAAAUAUGUACGAAAGCAGUGAUUCACUCCGACCAAGCAACCAAUCAGCAAUUGACGUAGACGGACUCCAACGACGAAACUGUUCGUAUAAUAAUAAUAAUGACUAGUUAGUUAGCAAAACGGAGAGUAACUACUAAGUAAACAGCUGGAUAAUCGAUUACCAGCGGUCGCGGUCCGUUGGUACCGUACGGUACAGCCGCACCCUCCGCAGUUACGGCAAAGGCUUGCCGAACAGCCGUACGGACGGUUAUUCCGAUACACGGAGACGGGAAA